Molecule: messenger RNA, 1339 nt
Organism: Linum tenue
Lineage: Eukaryota; Viridiplantae; Streptophyta; Magnoliopsida; Malpighiales; Linaceae
Source: the annotation of a GenBank genome assembly
CCCACUUUGACAGGCCUUUAAAUAGCCCUUCCACCAGCCUGCUUUUUCUCAUCAUUCACUAUAAGCGGGUUCUGAUAAAAACAAACAUAGACACACAGAGGUCAAGGGGAACUCGGAAGAAAGAGAAAAAUGGGUGCUGUUUGGGGAACUUCACUUCUGGUUCUAGCUUUGGUCUUUUCAAUGGCGGUGGCUGAACCUCUAGUUCCAUCACUUACCAUCUUCGGGGAUUCGGUUGCUGACGUUGGAAACAACAACAAUCUCAUCACUCUCAUCAGGGCAAACUUCCCUCCUUAUGGAAGGGAUUUCGCCGAGCAUAGACCAACUGGGAGGUUCUGCAAUGGGAAGCUGGCCAUAGACAUAACUGCUGAAUAUAUGGGUUUUGACACAUACCCUCCUCCCUAUCUAAGUCAAGAAGCCAGCUUGGGAAGUGCUCUGACUGGAGCCAAUUUUGCUUCAGGUGCCUCUGGCAUGCUUGAUGGAACAGCCCACCUAUAUGGAGCAGUUUCAUUGACAAGGCAGCUGGAGAACUACAAGGAAUACAGAGCAAGAGUCGAGAGUCAGGUGGGGUUCGAGAAAGCCACUGACACAUUCUCUAAAGGGAUUCAUCUUUUGAGCACAGGAACCAGUGAUUUCAUUCAGAACUACUAUGUCGACCCUAUUCUCAACACCCUCUACACACCUGAUCAGUGGUCUGACAAGCUCAUGAAAUCUUAUGCUACCUUCAUUCAGAACCUAUACGGGCUUGGAGCAAGGAGGAUUGGAGUGACAACUCUGCCACCAACAGGGUGUUUGCCUGCAGCUAUCACCCUCUUUGGCCACGGAAGCAACAAUUGCGUUGAGAGGCUGAACUGGGAUGCUAGCUCCUUCAACCAAAAGCUGAACACAACUUCUCAGAGCAUUGCACAAGGACUCCCGGGGCUUAAACUUGUUGUCUUCGAUAUCUACAAUCCUCUCUUGAACUUGAUCAACAAACCUAGCGACAACGGGUUCUUCGAGGCAAGGAAGGCUUGCUGCGGGACGGGUGUCCUAGAGACUUCAUUUCUCUGUAAUUCAAUGUCAUUGGGUACAUGUUCUAACGCUACAGAGUACGUGUUCUGGGAUGGAUUCCACCCUUCUGAAGCAGCUAAUACGAUCCUAGCUCAAUCCCUGCUUUCACAAGGAUUGUCCCUCAUAUCGUAGAUUCCAUAGUUCCAUCAGUGCUACAAGCACAAGCUUGAUAAGUCAAAUAAGCAAUUCUUUAUUCCUUGGGUCAAUAAUGUAUGCACCAUCAACAGCUAAAUUUAUCAAAUUCAAUAGAGUAUCCUAUAAGUCUCAAUUUGCUGCAGUACUUUCUUCCCCC